Molecule: messenger RNA, 2648 nt
Organism: Cyprinus carpio (common carp)
Lineage: Eukaryota; Metazoa; Chordata; Actinopteri; Cypriniformes; Cyprinidae
Product: SH3 domain-containing protein 19-like
Exons: 15
Coding region: 227-2626 (799 amino acids)
Biological process (GO): protein transport to vacuole involved in ubiquitin-dependent protein catabolic process via the multivesicular body sorting pathway
Cellular component (GO): ESCRT-0 complex
Molecular function (GO): protein binding
Source: RefSeq, a predicted model, not a curated record
CCUCCCUUUUCUCCUUCUCACGGACAAAAGAGCUUCCUGUUGACGUUCGUUCUUCAGUCGUUUCGAUAAAAAUCAGAAACUCGUUCCUAAGACAGAAUCGAACCGGAACGCAUCAGAGGAGAAACUUCACAUCCGCUGGAUUUAGAGAGCGGUUUCCGGAGCGUCUCCGAGGCGGAAUGCAGCUGUCGUGGUGUGUUAGUCGGUAAAUAACCGUCUUUCUCCCGGUAUGGCGGAGGCACGCGCUGAGGAGGACGAGGAGCGUCUGCGCGAGACACGGAGCGCAGAACAUUCAGACAGAAACAAACCUGAUCAGCGCCACUCCAGCCAAGGGCCGCUUUCCUCCAUCAGAGCCGUCAUCAAACGCACAUCAGCGAGAACGAGCUCUCAGAGUGACCCUCAGCGAGAGCGCAGCAGGCGUCCAGAAAUCACCAUCCUCUCUGCUGAACCGCUGCUGUCCAAUACAUGGUUCCCAGGGGAUUCUGGGGCCUUUCCUCCAGCCCCGCCCCCUGCCCCGCCCACUUGGGCUGCAGGCUCGGCAACAGUGCAGCUACCACCUCCCUCCUACGAGCAGGUGAUCCGAGAAAAGAGCCGUGAGCAAAAUCUUCAAUCUUCGUCAUCUUCAUCUCCAUCAUCUCGUCGCUCUAUCUACACCAUCGCCACACAGACAGACAAAGACUCCCCCGGCCCACAAUCCUCUGCUGCUCGUCCAGUUCGCAGACCCCCCAAACCUCCGAGUCCCUCACUGCCCCUCAACCACAUGCCUGAAGUGGACCGGUCUGAUCCGAAUGCCAGUGCUCAGCCUCGAGACACUCUGCACGAGCAGUGUGGCGUCCAGACGGACUUCGAUGACAUUAUCAAUGACAUCACUCCCAUAGACCCCUCCCCCAUCACCACCACUUCCACCCAGAUCAACCUCGAUUCCCCAGGUGACACGAUGAAAGAGGAGCCGAGAGUAUGUCCCAGACCUCAGCCGCGCUCCAGAGUCGCCCUACGACCCAACGAGGACAUUCUGGACCAGCCGAUGAUGAGGGAGGUGAAAGUUCAGACUCUAGUGCGUCUGAAGGACGACGGGGCCGAGAACGUUUUCGCCGGGUUCGAUGACGCUCCGUCUGACAUCUCCAGCAAAUACCUGCAAGACCUGCUGGAAGUGUUUGGUUCAGACGCAACACCUGUCCAACAUGGAGAAAGUAAACAAAGUGAUGCAAGCAAUGUAGAAGAAGAUAAAAAAAAUACAGGUGUUUGCGAAGCACCAUGCGCUGUUAUAACACCUGAACCUGUAGAACCAUUAAAUAGACCAAAACCACGACCUAGAACUCAGAAAUCCAAACCCCAGCUCACCCUAAAACCAUCUGUCUUUGAGGUUUUUGAUACCAGAGAACCUACUGUUGAGCAAAACCCCUCCAAAGCCCUGAGUCCACCAGUACCAGCACCCAGACCCCUUCUGAACAAACUCCAGAGUCAAUCAGAGUCCAGAUCUGCUCCAUCCUCCAAACCUUCACCAGCUGCCGGUCCUGACAGCGCUCCUCCCAGCCAGCAGAUGGCAGCGGAGGCCUCCAGUCUGUCCAAGAGGAGAAAUUCAGAUGAUCAAGCUAUAAACACUCCUGUGAAAACAGCACCAGUGAUUGUAACUGGCAGGAACGUUGGAAAACGUCCGUCAGUCCCCAAACACUCCCGACCUCCUCCACCUUUGCUGAGGAAGACACGGUCCACCUCACAGGCCACAGUGGAUGUUUCCAGAGCUGCUGACACAUCCACUACUCCACUCCCUCCAAGACCCAGCAGCGGCAGACCCCUCCCCCUCCGCCCUCCUCCAAUCAAAGUGACCAAACCCCCAGGCGGCUCCUCCUCCUCCUCCCCCCCUGCUGCGACCAAUCAGCUGCCAGGCAGCAGGGUGCCAAAGCGAUGCCCCCCCCUCCCACCCCGACCCAAACCAGGACAUCCACUUUACAAGUGCUAUUCUAGCAAAGCUCUUCAAGGAGAUGCAGAGCGGGAGAAUAUCAGCAAAGAGCGAGAGGCUCCAUAUGAGAAAACAUCUUUCCAUGAAGAGGAGCCCCUGAUUGUCCUGGAUGAUGAAGUCCCACAAACACAGUUGAACACACUCCAUGACCUCUGCCCCUCAGAGGUCAAAGGUCAAGAUGUGACUGUCAGUGGGCUUCUGCUAGAGGACGAGCCCUCAGAGCAGCAGAUCCAACAAAACACACAGAACAGGUGCGUCGUGGCCCGUUUUAGAUUUGAGGGGGAGGAGGGGGAGCUGUCCUUCACUGAGGGUGAUGUCAUCACUCUAAUGGAAUAUGUAAAUGAGGAGUGGGGGCGUGGCCUCCUGAACGGACAGACAGGAAUCUUUCCUCUCAGUUUCAUCCAGGCUAUAGAGGAAACUGAAUCGUUGCCAAGGAAACCGGCUCUGGAAUCUCCUGCGCCCCCUGCAGGAUCGAGAAUCAGAGGACGAGCACUUUAUGAUUUCACUCCUGAGUGUGAGGAUGAGCUCCAUCUGAAGUGUGUGUGUGUGCAGGCAGGAGAUGUGGUGUGUGAUUUGGAAGACAUGGAUGCUAAAUGGUUCCUCGGAGAAUCUGGCGGGAAACGUGGCAUCGUCCCCAAAAACUACAUCCAAGUGCUGCUGGACCCCUGAACAUCAUGGGCCGUCCUGCAUU